This is a messenger RNA of Aspergillus calidoustus, 1162 nucleotides long. NCBI's taxonomy places the organism in Eukaryota, Fungi, Ascomycota, Eurotiomycetes, Eurotiales, Aspergillaceae. The record is from the annotation of a GenBank genome assembly.
CGCUUCUGAAGGUGAGAUCGUAUCUCGAAAUGUCGCGAAAACUUUGCAUCACCGCCGUGGACGGCCACACCGGCUUCCUCAUCGCCGAACUGAUCCUAACAGACGAAACUUUCAAGAAGAAGCUCGCCUCCGUCACAGGCCUCUCGCUCAAUCCCAAUGCCGACUCAUGUAAAGAGCUCGAAGGACUCGGCGCGAGAAUCGUCCCCCAUAAACCCGGUCGCCUGCGCGAUAUGGUGUCGACUCUCAAGGAUGUGGGCGCAGAUACCAUGUGCUUGAUCCCACCAGCGCACAAGGAUAAAUUCGACAUCACGGUCGAGCUCAUCGAGGCGGCCAAGAAGGCAAAUAUUGCAAAUGUCUGUUUCAUCAGCUCGGGUGGGUGUGAUCUUGCAGAGCGUGAUAGACAGCCCGGUUUGCGACAGUUUAUUGAUCUGGAGGCAAUGUUCAUGGCGUCCAAGGGGGAUCCGUCGACUUCGACUGGGCAUUCGCCUGUUGUUGUUCGUGCGGGCUUCUAUGCAGAGAACCUGCUGCUUUACUCCAAGCAGGCGCAGGAAGAAGGGAUCCUUCCGCUUCCUGUUGGCGAGACCCACAAAUUUGCCCCGAUCGCACUCGGUGAUAUUGCCCAGGUCGUCGCUCACGUUCUGACCGGGCAUGGGAGGCAUGGAUUCAGCGACAAACAUCGCGGACAACUUAUGGUUCUGACUGGACCGAUGCUUGCAACCGGCGAUGAACUCGCCACGGCUGCCAGCCAGGCCGCUGGACAAGAUCUCAAAUUCGAGAAUGUAUCCGAAGCGGAAGCGAAAAGAGUGCUACGCGCACAGUCCGACAGCGACGAGUCCGAGAUACAGUACCUGCUGGAAUACUACUCCCUGGUCCGCGAGGGCAAGACGAAUUAUAUUUCCACCACUGCCUUCCACGACGUUACGGGAGGCCAUCCACAGGAGCCGCCCGAUUUCUUCAAGGUUUAUUACGAGAGCUUUCAGCACAAGCCUAGCCAUAAGAAGCGGAAGACUAGCAAGUAGAUUGGUUGUUAUAUAUGGAACACGCGGCUAGUCAAAAGUUGGUUCAAUGAAGUGAAAUCUAAGUUAAUUCCAAGGUCGCUCUUGCAAUAUAUGCGGAAACCUACGUCUGGCUAGUAUAAUCUAUCUGCCCUGCUCAGGUGCAU